AUGAACCGCUCGUUGUCGUGCUCAUUGAGGAUCUCGCAACGGAUCACUUCGUCACUCCGCGGAGCAUCCUCAACCAGUGUCACCAAACCAUCACCCAAUGAAGUGACCAAGAAAAACGCGAAAUUCGAUGAGGUUACACAUACUGGACAGGCUUGGGAUCAGUCCGAUUAUCGACUUCAACGCUUCGACAUCGCUCCAAAAAUGGUGAACCCGAAUGUGGCACAAACGCUGGUCGCCGAGAAAGCGCCAAAAGAUUGCGGGCACUCGCACACGACGAUUUGUGAUGGUGGUCAUCCGGCACUCGGUCAUCCACGCGUUUUUAUCAAUCUCGACAAACCGGGCGUUCACGCGUGUGGUUAUUGCGGGAAUCGCUUCUUCAAUUCCCAUGUCACCAAGGGAGAAGAUUUGAAGAUUCAACAUCUUAGCACA
This is a messenger RNA of Mesorhabditis belari, 429 nucleotides long. NCBI's taxonomy places the organism in Eukaryota, Metazoa, Nematoda, Chromadorea, Rhabditida, Rhabditidae. The record is from the annotation of a GenBank genome assembly.